Antrostomus carolinensis (chuck-will's-widow) is the source of this 1411-nucleotide messenger RNA. It is a transcript of the gene TDRD3, whose product is annotated as tudor domain containing 3. The annotation marks the transcript as partial. Gene Ontology annotation, cellular component: nucleus. The record is from RefSeq and is a predicted model, not a curated record. The transcript has 4 exons. NCBI's taxonomy places the organism in Eukaryota, Metazoa, Chordata, Aves, Caprimulgiformes, Caprimulgidae. Gene Ontology annotation, molecular function: protein binding.
GUUGAUGAAAAGGCUCUAAAACACAUAACAGAGAUGGGUUUCAGCAAAGAAGCAGCCAGACAGGCACUUAUGGAUAACAGUAACAGCCUAGAGGCAGCAUUAAAUUUUCUUCUGAACAGCAGUAAGCAGAAACCCAUUCAGGGACCACCACCUAGAGGUAAAGGGAAAGGCCGAGGACGAAUAAGAGCUGAAGAUGAAGAAGAGCUAGGAAACGCCAGACCGUCUGCACCAAGCACGCUGUUUGAUUUCUUGGAAUCCAAAAUGGGUACUCUAACAGUAGAUGAACCAAAAUUGCAGUUUCAGCCACCACAUCAAGUACAGCACAAAGUUAUGAAUGCAGAACAGAACGGCAUCAAAGAGAAUCAUUCAAGACACAUUUCUCGCAAUGACAUGAGACAACCAAGGAAUGAGAAACCCCCUCGUUUUCAAAAGGAUGUUCAAAAUUCAAGGCAGACUUUGGAAAGUAGUGGGUUACCAAGAAACAGAGGUCCUGAAAGGCACAGCUCUUUAGAACACUGGACAGAUGAAAAAAAUAAAAGCGACAGACAUUAUACUAGAAAUGAUAGGCCAAAGGAUUUGGGUUAUCCCGUAGUCACUCACCAGAGUGAUAUUACUUUCAAAAAAAGGGAUAACAAUAUGCAAAACAGAGUAGGAAAAGGGGUGUCUUUCACAGAAUUCAAGGAGAACUCUGCUGCUCAAGAUACUACAGACAACAAUAACCAGAAACGUGGGAAAAGGGAAAACCAGAUACACAAUUCUGAAAAUUUUUGUGAUAGGAAGGCACGAACAAUAAGUAGUGAAGCCUUUAUGGUAAAAAGUGAGCAACAUUUUGGUAUUAAUAAUGAUUACCAAAAUCCUGGUAGAACUGAUAAUUUUAAUGCUGUACCAAAUGGAGAUACAGAGCAUCAUCAGAAAGGAAGACGAGUAGGACCCAUCAAAUCAUCAGGACCUGCUACGAUCCCAUGUUUUGAUGAUAAAAUGUUGUAUUACAACACCGGUCCCAAGAGGAGAUCUGGACCCAUCAAACCAGAGAAAAUAUUAGAACCAUCAGUUCACAUGGAGUAUGGAAAAAGUUGGAGACCAGGGGAUGAAUGUUUUGCUCUUUAUUGGGAAGACAACAAGUUCUACCGGGCAGAAGUUGAAGCUCUCCAUUCUUCUGGGACAACUGCAGUUGUUAAAUUCUGUGAUUAUGGAAAUUAUGAAGAGGUGCUUCUCAGCAACAUCAGGCCUGUUCAUGCAGACACGUGGGUAUGUGAUAACAAAUUGUAUUAAAAAGUAUAAACUACAUAGUCUGUACAAAAUAUGUAACCUUUUAGAAAUUAAUGCCUACUCGUGCAAAGAAUGCUAAUUGCAUGUGUAGAAAGUUAAGCGAAUACACGAACAAAAUCUCAACUUUUAGUUGUCUAUGUGA